AUGAUCAUCGGCUGUGGUCCAGCUGGGAUAGCAGCUGGAUUAGAACGUCAUAAGUAUCCAUCGAUUCCGAAGUUUCUAAUUCUCGAAGCUCGCAAUCGUGCACGUUGGCUUCAUCAUUAUCGUCCAGAAAAUCCUCUUUCUGUAUAUUAUACACCAUCCGAUGAAGAUCAAAUUCAUGAUCAUUUUCCGUAUGGUACAAAUAGCGCUUUUUUUGACAUUGAUGGAACACGAUUAUCUGAAAGUUUCAUUAUGGAAGGAAUAAAAAUAGCAGAAGACUUACGUGAAAAUUUUGGACAAGGUUCAACAGAUAAACACGAUGUUUCUAUUUAUGAUGGUAUUCGUGAUAAACAUGAACAAAUUCAAGAUCAACAAAUUCGUCGCUUUGUUGAUAUGUAUCUUGGUUUUAUUGAGCAAUUCGAAGCAUCGAAUCUUAAUGAAAUAUCAGCGAAAUCAUUUUCUGCCAAAGAACUUGAAGCUGAUAUAAAUGAUCUUGCUCUUCAUACUGGAUAUGGUUCUUUUCUUCAACAGGUUGUUGAAAGAAAUCCUCUACCUAUUCAAUUAAAUAGCAUUGUGACAAAUAUCGAUACUCCAAAUGACAAGAACGAACCUAUUCGUAUAACUACAAAAGAUAAUCGUCAUUAUCGAACGAAAUAUGUUCUGAUUACAAUUCCACUGGGUUGUUUAAAAGCAGAUACAAUUAAAUUUACUCCAUCACUACCCGAUUGGAAACAACAUGCUAUUGAUCAAAUGGGUUUUGGAUUAUGCAAUAAGAUAUUUAUGCAAUUUCCAUCAACGUUUUGGGACGAAAGCUUAGAUAACAUUUUUGUUGCUUCGAAUGAUUUUCGAUUUUUUCUUUGUAAUCCACACGAUCACAUGCUUACGUCACUUGUUUGUGGUAAUUUUGCGCGUAAAUUAGAACAACAAACAGAUGAAGAAAUCAUUGAACAAAUUGUUCAAUGUUUAAAACCCAUUUAUCCGCAGAUGCCCAAACCAAAAAACUGGUUAAUCACUCGAUGGGGAUCUGAUCAAUUUACAUAUGGAGCAUAUUCAAGUUUUAACGUUGGUGCUACAAAUGAAACUUUAAGAGCAUUAGCGACAGAAUGUUACGAUGAUCGAGUAUAUUGGGCAGGUGAGCAUACAAAUUAUGAUGGACGCAUUGGAUGUGUUGAUAGUUCUUUCGAAAGUAGUCAACGCCAAACUAAACGCAUUUGUAAUAAAUUGAAUUAA
Messenger RNA from Rotaria socialis, 1227 nucleotides. The record is from the annotation of a GenBank genome assembly. Lineage: Eukaryota; Metazoa; Rotifera; Eurotatoria; Philodinida; Philodinidae.